Messenger RNA from Juglans regia (Persian walnut), 1404 nucleotides. Its product is annotated as DNA-directed RNA polymerases II, IV and V subunit 11. Lineage: Eukaryota; Viridiplantae; Streptophyta; Magnoliopsida; Fagales; Juglandaceae. Bases 721 to 1071 code for a protein of 116 amino acids. Gene Ontology annotation, biological process: transcription by RNA polymerase II. The transcript has 5 exons. Gene Ontology annotation, molecular function: protein dimerization activity; DNA binding. The record is from RefSeq and is a predicted model, not a curated record. Gene Ontology annotation, cellular component: RNA polymerase II, core complex.
UUCACGUUUGGUAGAGAAGUUCUCGUCCUUCAGCCAUUUGACCGGAAACCAUCUUCAGGCAAUCACAAAUCGCAGAAAGGAUCUACAGAAAGGCUCUUCCCACAUAAAUGGAUCUUCGUCGGCAUUCCGAGGAUAUGAACGAAAUGGGUAUGUUCUUCAAAGGAUGAAGGUUUUGGAAAGGUGGGGGUCUGGAUCUUCCUGCUUGCAUAAACAUUGAACAAGUUUGGGCCCAUGUACUUUGAUUCGCAAAGCUCAUGUUUCUCAAGCUUUUGAGAAAGUAACACAGGUAGAGGUUUUGGUUGGUUUGCGGUGAACAAACAUAGACAAAGAGUGGAAUCGAAAGAAUGAAGAAAAUGCUUGAUUUUGGGACAAAGCUCGAGUAUCUUCAAGGUAGAAAGAGAGAGAGAGAGAGAGAGAAUAAAUUUGCUAAAUUGCUAAUGCUUCUGUUAGGCAGCCAUAAUCAGAUAGACACAAGCAAUUUUCCGAAAUGAAUUGAGUUCCUUUGUGCGAGAGGUAAACUUUCCUUCCUUCCUAGAUAAUGCCACGUCACCGGAUGUGUAGGGUGUGCAAAAUAGAGGAGCUUUCUUGGUAGCAGAACUCUUUUUCUAAAGUUAUAUAAACGACAUCAUUCAAUAUGGUGUAGCAUAGCAGAAGCGUAUGACUUCAGUUCCAUGAGAGAGCGUUCAUAGAGCAGAAGCAGCGGUAGAAAGAAGAAGAGAUAUGAACGCUCCCGACCGCUACGAACGUUUCGUCGUCCCUGAAGGCACCAAAAAGGUAUCGUACGAGAGGGACACGAAGAUAAUCAACGCUGCGUCGUUCACCGUCGAGAGAGAGGACCACACAAUCGGCAACAUUCUUCGCAUGCAAUUGCACAGGGACCCGAACGUUUUAUUCGCCGGGUACAAGCUUCCUCACCCCCUUCAGUAUAAAAUCAUUGUUAGAAUACACACCACAAGCCAGUCAUCACCAAUGCAGGCGUAUAACCAGGCUAUCAAUGAUAUUGACAAGGAACUUGAUCAUUUGAAGAAUGCUUUCGAGACUGAGUUGGCAAAGCAUUCAAGAGAGUACUAAUAUGCUUUGAAGGCAAGCAAAGGAGCAGCGUGUUCAGUGUUCACGUUUAGGGUGCUUCUUCUCAAUUGGAAUUUGGAAGGGUCAGAAUUUUACAGGAAUUUUACUUUGAAUUUGAUCUUGUGUAAUGGAUUAAUGAACUUCUAUGCAGUCGGGAAGAAUGUUAAAUAUUCUAAUGAGGAGUUUGUCUCUUAUUAAAAAAAUGUUCUAAUGAAGAAUUUGAUCGUAGUUCAAUUAAUAGCAUUUUGAUGUGCCCAGCCCUUGAAGUAAAUUGCAGAAUUAACUGGACCAUAUGGAUCUUUGUAUGAAUGGACAUUCGACUUACCCUUUCUGGGU